Molecule: messenger RNA, 1158 nt
Organism: Ceratotherium simum simum (southern white rhinoceros)
Lineage: Eukaryota; Metazoa; Chordata; Mammalia; Perissodactyla; Rhinocerotidae
Source: RefSeq, a predicted model, not a curated record
UGCGGCCACCAGCUCCGAGCGCGGCUUCCCGGGCCGGCGCUGCGAUGGGCUGCGGGAACUCCACCGCCACCAGCGCGGGCGCGGGCCGCGGCCCUACAGGAGCAGCUAAAGAUGCAGCAGAAGAAUCCAUAACAGAAGAUGACAAGAGGAGAAACUAUGGAGGAGUGUAUGUUGGUCUACCAUCUGAAGCUGUCAAUAUGGUAUCCAGUCAAACAAAGGCUGUUCAAAAAAGUAAAUUAGAAGAAAAUAUCCUGACUCAAUAAUCAAGAGCUUGCUCAUCAAGAUUUGGAAGGAAUUUCACUCCAUGGGACAUUGUAAUGUUCACAGACAUUUCCAAGGAAAUUCUAAAUAGUCACCUCCCCCCGACCUCCCCAAUUCUUAAGUCUAUAGUUAAAGCCAUGGGUACAUGUUGAGUGUUGUGGUACUAGAAAGGAAUUGGUUAAACAAUACACUUGUAUAUGGAACUUUCUGUGGUCCACCUGCAAAAGACAAGCUUACAGACUGUCGUGGAGGCGGCUCUUGCCCUGCUGGCCUCCAGCAGCGUAUUCACCCUGGCCAUUCAACACAGUUCAUGAAGAUCAUGUCUUUUCACGAAUACUUUUUUGAUAGUUUUUAUAUAACAAAAUCCUUAUUCUAUUUAUAACAAAAUAGUAAGGCACUAUAAAUGAGUUACCCAAAGUAAUAUAUUUGUCUGUUAUCUUUCACUAUUUCUACUUCACAUUAGUUUUUAGCUGUAAUAUUGUUAAAUUGAUUCGUACUGUUAUCUCUUUCCCUUUUUUACUAUUUAGUUUUCAGCUUUGUUUAAAUGUCGGAGACUUUAUUAGGAACAAUGUAUUACCUUGCAAUUUUUUAAAAAUGAACUGCUGAAAUUUGCAUGCCGUAUGCACAUUUUGAUUACCUUCGUAUUUUCUUUGGUCAAAGGCUUAUGUAACUACAAAUACUUCCUAGCCAGUGAGUCUCCCAUUCUACCUUUGUGUGAUCACGGCAUCUCAUCAUGUUAAUUCUAUAUUAUUUUCAAGGACUUGUGACUGAUGGUUAGUGGGAUAUUUGGAAAGUUCUUAAUUUGAUAAUGACCAUGUGUAUCCACUUAGUACUGCAAUGUAAGUUAUUCAAUUUAUCAAUGUAUUUCAAUAAUUAAAACAUUUUUAUCCCUCUUUA